AUAAAUAAAUCAAUUUCAAGUUAGUAGUAGCGGCGCAAUUCCGUAGUGCUCCCCGAAAAGCUUCUCGCUUAAAUUAAAAAGUCCUAAACGGUCGAGAAAAAGGAACAAAAAUGUGGUAGCCCGGAAUGUUUGUUUUAAAUUGAAUUGGGUUCUAACUUGCCUUCUCCAAACAAUCGAGUGAGGGAUGACAGGUCCGAGAUUUAAUUUAGUGACGGUUUGCCCCCUGUCGAGAUCCCAAAAUCGAAAAAGGAACAUAACUUCGCCUACCAUGCCAUUCCGCUUUCAGCCUAUGCACGAGACACACGUGCGAGUUCCUCGUGAGAUUUCGAAGUGUGUGAAAUGUGAAAUUGGACCCAUUAUGAGGCUUUUAAUCGUUCUUUCCGUUUGUUCCUUCGUUAAUGGGGAGGCACGUCAAUGUGCGAAGUUACUGGCGAAAGCUGCCAAUCAAGAUCGAAAUACAAUUGUGGAAACUUCGGUGAAAACUUUAAGUGGAGUUUGGCUGUCCGAAAGUUGUGAAACCAGACCAGGUCCAGAAUACGUCCUUCGACACUACACAUUUGAAGAAAACGGCAACUACAAAUUAAUCCAACACCACUACUGGGAUAACUCAUGCUCGUCGCCCAAACUGUCCAUAGUAGCCAUCGGGCUAUUAAAAACCAAAAGGGACUCAUUCUUGCAUCACGACGCCUUGACCGGCUACAGUAAGCCCUCGAAUAUCACAGUAAUCCCUCAGGAUGCCGUAGCCGCGAAAGAAUUAGACGGCAUAGUCUCGAAUCAUUGCCCAGGCCAAUACUGGAAAACAUGGAGAAGAUACGAGGAACACCUCGUAUUCACCAACCCUAAAGACCGACAUCAUCUGCAGCAACUGGAAUUUGAGCGCAUUCAAGAAACCCUCCCCAACACUCAACACUACCUACAAAAUUCGUCUGGUGCCAUAACCUGCUUGGGCGAUCUUCGUUGGUCCUUCAACGAGCUUAACCUAAUAAAGGUCCAGUUACGUCCAAACCAGCACGGUAACGGUAACGAAAUGCACUGGGAGUUGCUACUUGGCGAUAUUCCCUCACGCAAAAACUUAAUGGAGCACUACAUGCCUACCGGUUUCCAAAUUCCUCUAGUGAAAACCAGCAAAGGAAACAAAGAGGUGUUGAAAGGGCGAAAAUUCUUUGUGAAAUACACUUGCAGCAUCUGCUCAAAUUUGGCAUCAAACGAAAGAUCGCCGCCUCAUCUCAUUGAAAAGCCUCGUCUUCCUGCAUAUAUCGGCGGGGAAUGGGUUUCGGAGCGCUGCGAAGUUAGACCUAUGGGCCUUUACCUGACGAGGCACUUUACGUUUCAUAACGAAGACCUCAGGUGGAUGGGCGAGCACCGGUUCUAUGUGGAUCCGUUUUGCACGUUGCGUAAAUUUACCGUUACCGCAUCGGGAACAUUCGAAAUGAACGACGGCGAGAACCCUCUGAAGGAAGCGUCGAAUAUCGAAUUUAAAAUUGAGAAGGCGCCUUUGGUAAUUUACGAUCAGGGCUUAAUCGAGUACAUGCCGUGGGAGAAUUGCGGUAAACUGAGAUGGAAAAUCGGCGUUGGGCAGGAGCUGGCCGAGACCGGCGGUUGCGAACAGUUGGGGAUUAUAAUACCAUCAGUGCAGUACGACAUCGUCAAAAUGGAAAUGAGCUACCAGGGCUUGUGGUUGUUAUUCCUAGGCCAGGCCGAUACGGAAAACAGUCCCAGGGACACACCGCUGAAGCGGCCCACGGCCUUUCAAGUGCCUCUGGUGCGAUGCGGCGAAGCACAUUCUCAGCAUUUAUUCAACAGCGACUAUGAAGAUUCAGGCCAACCGCGAACAUUUGCCACCUACAUUCAAGUUGUUCUAGUCUUUGUAACGCUGAACUUUUAAAAUAAUUUCCUGCUAAUUGUGAUAGAAUUCGAGUAAUUGUAAAUAAGAUCUAAACCUAGGCGUGUAGAUAUAAUUUAUUGCUUUAAGUUUAAGGAGAAGAGGACAAGACUUCCAGUGAAUAAUUUUCAACGUAGUUAACCUACCCGUGUAAAAAGUUUAUGUUUAUCUAUUUAUUGUAAAUAAA
Photinus pyralis (common eastern firefly) is the source of this 2069-nucleotide messenger RNA. RefSeq names its product protein APCDD1-like. Gene Ontology annotation, cellular component: plasma membrane. NCBI's taxonomy places the organism in Eukaryota, Metazoa, Arthropoda, Insecta, Coleoptera, Lampyridae. The transcript is spliced from 4 exons. Gene Ontology annotation, molecular function: Wnt-protein binding. Gene Ontology annotation, biological process: negative regulation of Wnt signaling pathway. The coding region runs from base 185 to 1885 and encodes 566 amino acids. The record is from RefSeq and is a predicted model, not a curated record.